GGAGGAGGAGAGCCGACCCUUCCAGCGCCGCUCUCCGGGCGAUGCCAGUGUAAAUGCCAGGGCAAUGUCCCGACGCAAGCAGGGGAACCCGCAGCACCUGCCCCAGAGAGAAAUAACCCCGGAGGUGGAGCAUCCAGAUGGCGCUCUGCUGUCCGACUCCCUGCCCCCCCACCCGCUCGGCCUGCCCUCCCAUCCACUCGGCCUGCCCCCCCACCCCCUGGACCCCAGCUUGGCCCACUCCCUGCCGCCCGGCCUCCACGCUGACCACGACCUGCUGACCUGCGGCCAGUGCCAAAUGACCUUCCCACUGGGUGAUAUACUCCUCUUCAUCGAGCACAAGAAGAAGCAGUGCCAGACGCCGCUGCUGGCGAAUGGCUGCUACGACAAGAUGAACGACCGGGGAGGAGGUGGAGGAGGAGGAGGAGGGAGUCCCACGCUGCAGAGCCUUCAUCACUAUGCCCAGCGGGUGGAGCUAAGGAAGGUGGUGGAGCCGGUGGAGAUCGGAAUCCAGGUGACACCAGAGGAGGAGGAGGAGGUGGGAAGACGGAGGGAAGGAGGUGAGAGGGGAGAGAAGACACCCACCAAAGGAAUUUGCCCCAAGCAGGAGAACACAGCGGCUGGUGGCAGGGAUGAACCCUCCAGCUACAUAUGUACCACCUGUAAGCAUCCCUUCCCCAGCGCCUGGUUUCUGCUGCAGCAUGCCCAGAAUACCCACGGCAUCCGCAUUUACCUGGAGUCCAACCCCUCCAGCACAGCCCUCACCCCUCGGCUUACCAUGCCUCCACCCAUGGGCAACGACUCCAUCCCGCAGUCCCCCCUCACCAACUUCCUGGGGGACAACAACCCCUUCCACCUCCUGAGGAUGACAGGGCCCCUGCUCAGGGAGCCCCCCCCAGGCUUUGUUGAAAACCGUCUCCCCAACACCCCUCCGUUUGUCAGUCCGCCUCCCCGCCAUCACCUGGACCCCCAUCGGCUGGAACGCCUUAGCGCUGAAGAAAUGGGGCUCAUCUCCCAGCACCCCAGUGCCUUUGAGAGGGUGAUGCGGCUGACACCCAUGGCCAUGGAGUCCCAGUCCAUGGACUUCUCCAGGCGGUUACGUGAGCUGGCAGGGAACACUAACAGCACCACACCACCGCUGUCACCCAGCAGGCCCAACCCUAUGCAUCGACUACUAAACCCCAAUCCCUUCCAACCGGGGCCAAAAUCACCCUUUCUGAGCACCCCUCCCUUACCCCCGAUGCCCCCAAACAGCACCACCCCUCCCCAGACACAGAACAAGGUCAAGUCCUGUGAGUUCUGCGGUAAGACUUUCAAGUUUCAGAGCAACUUGGUGGUGCAUCGGCGCAGCCAUACUGGAGAAAAACCAUACAAGUGCCAGCUGUGUGACCAUGCCUGCUCCCAGGCAAGCAAGCUGAAGCGCCACAUGAAGACCCACAUGCACAAGGCUGGAUCCCUGACGGGGCGCUCAGAUGAUGGUCUGUCCACCACCAGCUCCCCAGAGCCAGGCACCAGCGAUGUCACCGGAGAAGGCAUGAAAAAUCGAGAUGGAGACUUCCAGGGGGAGGGAAAUGAGGAGGAAGAGGAGGAGGAAGAAGAAGAAGAACUUGAGAAUGAGAGUCGACCAGAAUCAAACUUCAGCAUGGAGUCUGAGUUCUACCGGAACAGGGAGAAUGGUUCCAAACCUCCUUCAGAAGAGAAGUCAUCCCUUACUCUUGAGAAGAUGGUGGACGGUGGGGGGCUCAAUUCUAUACAGCAGUACAAUAAUUUGAUAGUUGACAAUCGAAAAAGGAUGCCCUUCUCAAAGAGGGGCUCAGACGGCCAGCGGGACACUGGAGAUGAGGAUUCAGUGGCUGGGGAGAUGGAUCACCACCAGCAGGAAGAGAGGACAACCAUUAACGGCCGGAACUGUGGCUCCGGUGAUUCUUUCUCAGGCCUGUUCCCCCGUAAGCCCACCCCUAUAACCAGCCCAACCCUGUCCAACUCCUCCAACAAGAGGAUCAAGAUUGAGAAGGACUUGGACAUUCCCCCAGCGCCCCACAUCCCCUCUGAGAACGUGUACUCCCAGUGGUUGGUGGGAUAUGCUGCGUCACGCCACUUCAUCAAAGACCCUUUCUUAGGCUUCACUGACUCCAGACAAUCGCCCUUCGCCACCUCCUCUGAGCACUCAUCAGAGAACGGAAGCCUGCGGUUCUCGACGCCUCCAGGCGACCUGCUGGACGGCGGCUUGUCCGGCCGCAGCGGGACGGCCAGCGGGGGCAGCACACCUCAUCUAGGUGGAGGUCCCGGUCCGGGUCGACCUAGCUCCAAGGACAGCAGGAGGUGCGACACCUGCGAAUACUGUGGCAAGGUGUUCAAGAACUGUAGCAACCUGACCGUACACCGGCGUAGCCACACCGGCGAGCGGCCCUACAAGUGUGAGCUUUGCAACUAUGCCUGCGCCCAGAGCUCCAAGCUGACACGCCACAUGAAAACACACGGCCAGCUCGGUAAAGAGGUCUACCGCUGUGACAUUUGCCAAAUGCCCUUCAGCGUGUACAGCACUCUGGAGAAACAUAUGAAAAAGUGGCACGGAGAACAUUUGAUGACCAGUGAGGUCAAAAUUGAACAAGCAGAGAGAGCCUGAAGCUAGUUCUGUGUUUCCAUUCUCUGCACCACACUUUGACUUAAAAAAUGAACAAAAUGGGGUAGCUGGAUACUUUUUUUAAUAUUAAAAAAUAUUAAUUUUGGGAUCAUUUUGUGUUUUUAUUAAAAAAAAACUGCCAACUGAGAAAAUAGUGAACAGAGAUCUUAACAUCAGCUGAAGUUGUCUAAACUGCCUCAUUUGGCAUUAAUUUUUAAACAAUCAGUCAGUUGAGUUAUAAAAUAUGUGGAGCCUUUAACUGUGCAAUAAUUUCUGUAUUUAUUCGAUUUUGUAUUUUGGCAUGUGCAGGUACACUUUGAUUAGGCUUUUUUUAAUUGGUUUUACUUUGACUUUGCGUUCUUCUAUUUUUUUUAAACCCACAUAAUAUCCUGAGAGUUCUUUAGAGGUCAAAGUCCAUUUUAAGUCUUUUUUUUGGCCACUGCUUGUAGGAAAUUGUAUAUUAAGCUAAUGUGUAAUUUCUUGAAAAGAUGCUGAAUUCAAUCUUCAAUUUAAAAGUGGCGUUAACUGAGAAUGCUAGAUUUAGUCUAUUUUGUGUGACGACGAUACGCGGACAACAAUCCUUUGGCAUUGUAGCAUGAACUGACUCUAAAACAUGUCAAUAUAAUUGGAUAUGUAGCACUGAGUGUCAUAUUUGACAGUAAAUGUAAAACAAAAGAGGAUCCCAAGGUUCCUGAACCCUGUCUCCUCAUGAGAACAUCCUAACCAGCCAGAAGAAACUGAUUCUAGAUAAGGCAGCUGCUGACUGGUACCCAGUACCACGCUCUGACAACGCUACGACAACCAUCCCGUUUCUUCUACUUUCCACACACCUCACCACAUUUAUGCAUCCAUGUGUUUUAUUUUGCAUGAAGCCAUAUGAUCGAGGCUAUAUUAUUUAUUGGGAGGAAGUGAGCAUGAAGCCAUGAUGAGGAUGCAUUGAGAGAGAGAGAGAGAGAGCGAGAGCACAGGGACAUCUCAGGGUAAACUAUACUACUUUCCCUUAUUUACCCAUUUCUUCUGAAACUGCACUCUUGCAGUUAACUUUCAAAGCAUUUCCAAGGCAUCAUUAGAGACAGUUUAUGAAUUCUCUGCAGCACCUCUCACCAGGCUAAUGUCCGAGCUCUAUCCGCACUGCAAAGCAGACAUUUGUAUUUUAAAACCUCUGUGUCCAAUAACAGCGCUUCGAGAGUUAAAUGUUUGUGCAUUCUUGGCAUUUGCCCCCACAUUAAUUAGACUUCUGCAGAUAAUUUACCUUUCAGAGUUUAAUGUUAAAAACAGUAUAAAAAUCAACAGCCCUAUGCAUUUUGUGCGGACAUAUAUAAAAUCUGCUGAAUUGACGUGAGGAGUGAAUCUGACCUGUAAUGUUCCAGUGAGUCUUUAAAUGUCUCAUUAAUGAAGUCGCCUCUUCAGGAAAUUGGAGCUCUUCAAAGUUUCAUUGUUAGUUGUGGGACACGUUUGUGUAGAAGAGGACAUGUAUUGGUGUGUGUUGAAAUAAUAAAAGAAACUUUUAUGAAGACAAGCAGCAUCAGUUUGCUCCAUGCCCUUUUCUUAUUUCCCCAUUCUCCACCUUCAUGACGGCACUUUUAAAGAAUUAGAUCUAAUUUCCAUUCUGUCGACGUACAAACAACAGACCUGCACUUUAUGAUUUCUUUUCUUUCAACACACACACACACACACACGCACACACGCACACACGCACACACACGGUGAGCUGGACAGAAACCUACUGAAGGGUCUGGAGCUUGGGAUCUGCUGAUGCUGAAGUGUCCAGGAUUGUUAGCUUGGCUUUCCCAAUGCUGGCACUAUAAAAACGAGUAAAUAAAUUCAUUGAUCUGGGACAGUUUUUGUACUGCCAUUCAAUUUGACAUGAGUGUGCCUUGAAUAAUGAUCUUCCUAUUUAUUGUCUCAAACACUUUUUAUGAAGCAUCAAAUUGAACAAGAUUUAAAAACGAAAAGCAUAACUUUAAUGUGGAAUUUGACGGAAUUAUUUAACAGGAUAAAAAUGAAACAAUGCUGAGUUUUGGUUUAGGAGUAACCAGCACAAUAUCAAUGUGUCUGUUUGUGUAUAUAUGUAUGCAUAUGUACAUAUAAAGGCACAAACCUAUAUAUAGAUCUAUAAUAAAUUCCUCACUCUCUCGGACCAGAGUCUGUCCCUCAGCAGAAGAUUUCAGGAACAGACAAAAGCCAAACAAAAUGUCAAGGAAGAGACUGGCAAAAAAUCAGGAAAAAAAAAGAAUUUAGUGCACUCUGUCUUAAAAUAAGUUUACAGUAUUGAUACAAGUACAAGGGUAAAAUAAUAUUUGUGUGUAUGUGUAUUUUAAACAAGUAUUUUUUAUUUUAUUUUUAUUUUUACAGGUUUGCUUCUGAACUUUCUCUGAAUGCCGAAGUGGCGAUGUGUAUAUUGUUUUCAUUCUUUUUUCCUUUUUCUUCCUUUUUUUUUUUGGUGACGGGGUUUUAGUAUAUAUAUAAAUAUAUAUGAAUAUAUAUUACAUUUUUCUUGUUUACUGUAAAAGUAUACCAGUAUUUGUAAUAUUGGAGAAUGCCUGGGCAUUUUACAAAAAUAUAAAAAAGGUUGUUUUUUAUUUUUUAUUUUACAGUCCAAUUUAAAUUGUGGGUCUCUUAAACUGUUUUUGUCACUGUAACUGUAUAAGUCUUAAGUUUUAGUAACUUUUCUUCUGCCUUGGGUGUAAUGAAAUUUAAAAAAAAUAAUAAAUGAAUUAAAAAAAAUGAGUGAGCUGUAACAAACUUGGAUUUGGUAGUGGAGCUGGGCUGUAGGGCGGGUGGACGGGUGCUUUAUUCCUCAGAAAUGAUGGAACUUUGGUUCUACUUUUCAGGAAAAACACUGAAAAUCCUGACUUGUAUCUAUUUUUCUUCUUCUGGAAUGGAUUAUUCUUCAUGGGUGGUUUGAAAUACAUGUGUAGGCACUUGCUGUCUUUCCUAAGGAGCUUGUCUUCUUCUUCUUUUUUUUUUUUAACUUGUAGGCUGUGUGCAUCCUUUGUGAAUAGGGUACUCUGAGUACCUCAGGACGUCUUGCUCUUCUAUUAGAUGCUGUGGGGUGGGGGGGACUUUAUUCCAAUGACCAAUUCAACUUACCGGCUGCCACAAUCUGUUUUUCCUCUCAGUGUGCAGGACAAGCAGAUGAAUUUGUACUGUUGUAAUGAAUCAUGUUGUACAGAAUGGGAUCAAAAAGGUUGUUAAACAGCCUUUCAGUGACUCAAACACAAGCUGAUGUUUUGUUUACCACUCCAUUGGUUGUAUAUAGUUUUUCUAUGACUACGCUGUUUUCAUUUGGGUUUUUUUGUUUGUGAUUUCUAACUGGCACUGGUAGUGACUUUGGGGAGGUGUGUGUGAGUGUGUGUGAGUGUGUGUGAGUGUGUGUGGGGUUCUUCUGUUCGACCUUUGUGACCUCCAUGCCAGUUUUCAAGCAAACGCCUCCCCGUUGAUAUUUCUCGGCAUGAGAACAGAGCACAAAUACAAGCUGUUACAAUUCUCCAUCCUCUGCUUGUUUGUCUCGUUUUGUUCUUUGAGCUGGUUUGACAGAAUGGGACCACGGAAAAACACAAUUACAGCAGAAACCUUGAGCCGUUUACAUGCACUCUUAAAUAAUUUAGUAAAGUUCAGAAAACGUAUAGACUACACUUUUACUAAAAACACAUUUCCUGCUGCUGGAAUGGACCAGAAAAAACCACAUAUGAGCAUCCGCCAAUGAAAGACGCGCUGAAGGAAACAGAUAAAGCACACAGACUUUGUGCAUCUAACAGAUCUCCAUCAGGUUUUUCUGAUCAACAUCUCAUCAAUCCCACGUUCCUGCAGAUUUCUCACAUUUGUAGUAAAAAGCAGAAAUAAAAACACUGGGAUGUGGAGAAAAUGUACUUUUCUAUUGUAAUAAUGUUUGAAUGCAGAGGGAGGGGCUGAUCGGGGAUGUGAUGCUUUUUGUGAUGUCGCUUUAUUUAAAUACAUGACUAACUCUGAUUGGCUGCAGCUUGUGUUCUCAAUGAUGUCACUGACAUGCACCCGGUGGACGCCAUUGGUUGACUACAGUAAACAUGGCAUUCACACUC
Molecule: messenger RNA, 6681 nt
Organism: Acanthochromis polyacanthus (spiny chromis)
Lineage: Eukaryota; Metazoa; Chordata; Actinopteri; Pomacentridae
Gene: bcl11ba
Product: BCL11 transcription factor B a
Exons: 3
Coding region: 65-2623 (852 amino acids)
Biological process (GO): positive regulation of transcription by RNA polymerase II
Cellular component (GO): nucleus
Molecular function (GO): RNA polymerase II cis-regulatory region sequence-specific DNA binding; DNA-binding transcription factor activity
Source: RefSeq, a predicted model, not a curated record